CGGACCAUGGAACUCGGGCACGUCUGCGGGUACACACAGGCGUCACUGGCCGGCGUAGGGGACUUUGACCUCGCUCUCAUGCGCGGGUCGAGCACUCAUCCAGAAAACGUAUAAAUAGCAGCUCUCCAGAGCCUCAACGUCUCAUCAACCGGUCUCACAUCCGUCUCUCAACCACCGCUUCUUCACUCAUAUCACCAAUGGCCAAAUACGCUGCUUUCGCUGUCGCCGCUGCCGCUGCCGUUGCCAACGCGCAGUCGCUCAACGUCGUGAACAAGUGCUCUGACAGCGUCACGCUCUUCACCCAGACCUCGUUCGGUACGAUUGACAACAACGUCAACGUCGCUGCUGGCGCCACCACCGACAUGAACAUCUCCAACAACUGGGACGGUGCCAUCAACGUCGGCACUAGCUCGACCGGUGGCCCGACGUGGGACGGCACCACGCCGUUCUCGCGUGCCGAGUUCAACUUCUACGCCGUCCCCGGCUCGGUCACCUACGACAUCUCCCUGAUCUACGGCUACAACGUCGGUAUGGAGAUCUCGUCCUCCGACUCUGGCUGUUCCGCCUUUGCCUGCACUCUCCCCUCGGGCUGCCCCGUCCCCGGCCCUGACGGCUCGUGCUACUCCCCCUGCUGCUCGUCUGUCUCCGCCUGCUCGGGCGGCGCGCUCCCCGCGGGCGGCGGAGGCUGCACGAGCAACGCCGGACCCGGCCCGAACUCGCCGUUCUACUACAACAGCUGCUACAACGCGUACGCGUUCCCCGACAACGACGGCGCCGCCGGAUACACUCCCGCCGACAACGUCGACUUCACGUGCGGCAACACCGAUAUCACGCUCACGCUUUGCCCGGGCACGACGUCCAAUAUCCCCAAGUAA
This is a messenger RNA of Coniophora puteana RWD-64-598 SS2, 875 nucleotides long. Its product is annotated as Osmotin thaumatin-like protein. Bases 198 to 875 code for a protein of 225 amino acids. The record is from RefSeq and is a predicted model, not a curated record. Lineage: Eukaryota; Fungi; Basidiomycota; Agaricomycetes; Boletales; Coniophoraceae. The transcript is spliced from 3 exons.